Messenger RNA from Megachile rotundata (alfalfa leafcutting bee), 2371 nucleotides. RefSeq names its product Establishment of cohesion (gene eco). Gene Ontology annotation, molecular function: protein-lysine-acetyltransferase activity. Gene Ontology annotation, biological process: mitotic sister chromatid cohesion. NCBI's taxonomy places the organism in Eukaryota, Metazoa, Arthropoda, Insecta, Hymenoptera, Megachilidae. The record is from RefSeq and is a predicted model, not a curated record. Gene Ontology annotation, cellular component: chromatin; nucleus.
CGGAAAUUUCAUAGCAAUCAAUGUGUUUGUCACGGUUGUCAUCUGAUUCGGUUAUUGUUUUUUCAGCCUAAUUUGUAUCAAUUCGGUUUAAUCCAAAUACAAUAACAUACAUUUUAAAAUAUUUAAAGAAAGGUAUAUUUGUUUUGUAUUUGUGGUAUUGUACAAACAUUGACUACAGAUGUAAUUUGUAGUUAUUCCUUGUAUAUAACCAGAAUAUGCACAAACAUUUUAAAUAAAAUGAGUCUGGAAAAUAUGGUAAAUAAUUCAUUGUAUUCAAAGGACAGUCCAAAAACAUUUCCUUGGGACAAAUGUGAAGUCUUAACAGAAACACCUAAAAGACAAUUUGGUAAAGAAUUACAAUAUGAUAUCAUUGAAACUUCAUGCAGAAAUAAAGAAAUUAAAUUAUUAACACCGUUGAUUUCAAAACAUAAAAUGAAUUUGUUGCCUAGAUUAUGUAAACAAAAGCCGGAUGAAAAUUUUUCAUCUGAAAAGAAAGAAAAUGCGUUAAAGAGACGCGCAACUGAAGAACUAGAAAAUACUCCUGUAAAAUUGUUAAAAGUCACUGAAAAUCAUUCAGUUCCUAAACCUAGAGCAGUUUUAUUUCAGAAUAAAGGUUAUGAAACAAAACUAAAGAAUAUGACUUUAAGUGCUAGAAACUUUUAUAAUCAUUCUAAUGAAAAGAAAAAUUAUAAAGUAGUGUAUAAAUCAACAGAAUUAAAAUUGCAAAGGCAAAGUCUUACAGGACAUGCAAAAUAUCAAAGGAAAUCACUAAGAAGACACACCAUAGGAGGAAUUAAUGCUGGAGUUUCGCAUGGUAUCAAAAAAGCUAAGCCAAAAACCAAUUUAAAUGUUAAAAAACUUAAUAAUACCACAAAAAUCAUAGAUAAUAUGCAGAAGAAUGUCAAUAUUGCAUCAAAUACAAUAUCCACACAAGAAGUAUCAUCACCAGAAACUGAAUGUAAUAAACACUUUUUCAAAACUAAAAAAUCAUCUAUGAAAAAUUCUGCAACUACAGCUAUAAUAAACAAUAAUAUUAAAUUAAAAAGCCUGUCAAAUGAUAACGUGAAAUUGAGUCCAAAAAACAAGUGUCAAAAUACAAAAGAAGGUCAUAGUAGAACAAAACCUGCAGACAUUUCUUUUGAUACAACUGAUUUAAUGGUUGAUGAACCAGAAUUAGAGAAAACAGUAGAACAAAGUAACAUUGAUAAUAUAUUACAAAUAUUAGAAAAUGAUUGGGCCCAUGAUGAUUAUGAUACAAUGGAUAUGGUAAUGACAAAAAAAUUUGAAAACAUUGCACCUUUAAAACCAGUUGCAAUAUUAAAAGAUGUUACCAUAUCACCAGCAAGUGAACUUACUGAUAUAACAUCAACUAUCAAUAUUAAAGACAUCAGUACACCAAAAACAGAUGAAAAUAUUUCUACAAAUAGUAAAGAUAAAAAAUCUGAUGAAAACGAAUCAGAACACAAAUAUUAUCCGCUAUUUAAUAAAGGACAUUCUACUAAUAAAGUAUUUAACGAAAUUGACAAUAAAUCAAUACAUAACGUAAAAGAAAAUAGAAAUUGGCAAUUAUCUGUAAAAUUAAAUGGUGGUGAAAAUCAAUGUUUAUUAGAUGCAGGUCAAAAGAAUUUUGGAGCAACACAAUGUAUGGAAUGUGGUGUUGUAUAUCAAAUAGGAGAUCCUGAAGACGAAAAUGCUCAUUUAAAUUAUCACAACAAUAAAAAAACUUUAAAAUUUUCGGGCUGGAAAACAGAACGUGUAAUUAUGGAAGAUCUUCUUACAUCAAGUCGAGUAAUUCUGGUAGAGCCAGAUGAUCCAAAACAAUGUUGGAAGAAAGUAGCAGAUGUUUUAGAGUAUGUGGAUAGAGAUUUAGGACUGGUUGAUGCAAAAGUAUCAAAUUAUGAGGGAAAGAGAGUCUACCUGUACAUAAGGGACAAAGCAAUUUUAGGAGUAUUAGUUGCGGAAUAUAUAACAACAGCGUAUCGUAUGAUACCUGAUUUAUUAGAAUUAGAUUGUUGUACAUCAGAAAGUAGUCCUGCUAAGUGUGGUAUAAACGUUGUAUGGACUGAUAUAAAUCAUCGUAGACAAGGCAUAGCUACUAAACUAGUUGAUAUACUAAGAGGCCACUUCUAUUUCGGAUAUAUAUUGUCUUUAGAUGAUAUUGCAUUUUCAACUCCAACUCCAAGCGGAAAAAUAUUUGCUGAAAAAUAUACCAAAACACGAAAUUUCAAAGUUUACAGUUAAAAUUUAAUAUCAAUACAUAUAGGUGAUUUUUAAUCAAGAAAUUUUAUCGUAAUUUAUAGUAGUAAUACUAUCUGUCCGUUAAUAAGUUUAUAAAAAAAAUAAUUAAAUAUUUUUUAUCAUAUUUUGCACA